Molecule: messenger RNA, 459 nt
Organism: Penicillium subrubescens
Lineage: Eukaryota; Fungi; Ascomycota; Eurotiomycetes; Eurotiales; Aspergillaceae
Exons: 3
Coding region: 1-459 (152 amino acids)
Source: RefSeq, a predicted model, not a curated record
AUGUCUAGCAACAACUAUUCCAUCCAUUCCAUCAUUGCGGCGUACGGCCUCGGCAUCACCCCGCAUGGAUACUACAUUGUGAAAAUGAUGGCCAACGCCAAAGGGCAGUCAAGCAACAUUUUGCCCCGGGAGAAUCUGUCCAAUCUGAAGGGGCGCAUUCCCGGUCAAGUCUGGGACAAACUCGCCAGGGCCCGGGGGCCCAUCUCAAUGCUCUGGAGGGAGUUCCCAUGUUCGCCGCUGCAAUGGCAACUGGCCGGUAACCUGGCAAAGCUUCCCGCGAAAGACUUGAACUGGUUUGCCUUUGACUAUCUCUGCGCUCGCGUACUUUACACCAUGGCUUACAUGGGCGUUAAGUCUGAAGCUGCAAGCUAUUUGCGGACUGGACUUUGGGCGUGGAGUAUCUCAGUUCCAAUUUUGGUUCUUCUCAAGUCGGCGAACUCUAUUCAGGGACAAAAUUGA